AGAGGGAGGUAAUACGUGAGUGCGGAGAGAAUUCGCCCCUCGAGCGACUGAUGAUAUUGAAGGAAAUUCGAUUUGAGUUUAUUCACUCUGUUUUGCAACAUAAUUUUGUCAUUGCAGUUAAUUUGUCAAAACGUUUUGUUUAUUCGUCUUGAAUUUGAGAGCCCGGAGAAAAGAGGACUGAUGGCCUCACCGGGACCCAAAUCCCCGGAGCAGUCUGAGAAGACUCGAAAAUAUGACAGACAAUUGAGGUUAUGGGGGGACCAUGGACAGGUAGCGUUGGAGGGAGCCCACAUUUGUCUCAUCAAUGCCACUGGACUGGGGACUGAAAUCCUGAAGAGCUUGGUUUUACCUGGAAUUGGUGCUUUCACAAUUGUGGAUGGGAAGAAAAUAAGUCAGGAGGACAUUGGAGCCAAUUUUUUCCUAGAUGCCGACAGUAUCGGGAAAUCUCGAGCCCAGGUGGCGACUCAGCUCCUCCUGGAGCUGAAUCAAGACGUUCGAGGUGACUACAUCGACGAGGGUCCAGACCAGAUCCUCUACAACAGUCCUGACUUCUUCAACAGCUUCACAGUGGUGGUGGCAACAGCCCUUGCCGAAAAAUCCCUGAUUCUCCUGUCCAGAAAGCUCUUCGACCUAAACAUUCCUCUGAUCGCCUGCCAGAGCAUAGGGUUUAUCGCUUACAUGAGGGUUCAGACACGUGAGCACACGAUAAUAGAAACUCAUCCUGACAAUGAACGCCCUGAUCUCCGCCUGGACAAGCCCUUCGAAGGUCUCAAACAACACAUGGACAUGAUCGACAUGGAGAAACUGGACCUGAAGGACCACUCUCACACACCCUACGUCGUUGUUCUGUACAAGUACCUGGAGAAGUGGAUGAAGGAGAAUGGGAGUCCACCUAGAAAUUAUAGGGAGAAGAGGGAGCUGAGGGAAAUGAUUAAACAGGGAAUUCGAAGAGAUGAGCAUGACAAUCCCCUGGACGAGGAGAACUUCGAGGAGGCAAUGAGGGCUGUGAAUACCAGCAUAGGAACUACGACUGUUUCCAAGAAUGUCCUGGAUGUACUGAAUGAUGAGAGAUGUGUCAAUCUUACUGCUAAAAGCUCCUCUUUUUGGAUUAUUGCCAGAGCGAUCAGGGAUUUCAUGGAAAACGAAGGUUCUGGAUUACUUCCCGUCACUGGUGCUCUUCCUGACAUGACUGCUGAUACCGAGAAAUACAUCGCACUUUCACAAAUAUACCAUAAACAAGCAAUGAGUGAUGUCGAGGCGGUCUGGCGCCACACAAUUCGCCUUCUCCGACAGCUGGGACGUUCCUCAGACUCAAUCCUCGAGAAAGAAGUCAAGUUAUUCUGCCGUUAUGCUUCGGACAUCCACGUGGAGCGUGGCACAUCGAUAGCAGACGAGUACGACCCAAAAACUAUAAACGCCAAUGAUAUCGCCGAGAGCCUGGAGAAUACCGAGAGCAUGAUGCUGUACUACGUAGUUCUGAGGGGGCUUCAGAAGUUCCAGUCAGAGUAUAACUCUUAUCCUGGGGAAUUUGACGAUCAUGUGGAGCCAGAUAUUGUCAAAUUGAAAGCUUGCAUUUCCAAAUUACUGGGGGAGUGGGGAUGUGGGCCACUGGCCAAGGACGAUUACGUUCACGAGUUCUGCCGGUUCGGUGGUGCUGAGUUACACUCAGUGUCAGCAUUUCUCGGAGGUCUAGUUGCUCAGGAGACCAUUAAAUUUAUUACUUCACAGUACAAACCGAUUCACAAUACGUUUAUCCACGAUGCUGUCACUUCUAAUUCGGCGACUUUCUUUUUCUGAAGUUUCUCGAGAGAGGGAGGAGAUAAUCAAUUAUUAAAUAUUAUUUUUAUAUUCUUAGAUCAGAAUAAUUUCCGGGAAUUGGAGUUUUGCGUGAAUGGAAAUAGAUUUUUCUAGUUACUUUAGGAAUGAAAAGAAAAAAUUUGGAAUUUCGAUUGGGAAGAAACUAAUGAUUUAUGGAAACGUGCAAGUGUGGACAGGUAUAUUAAUAGGGAGAUGACGUGUAUUUUUCUUCGACAGAAUAAAGUUAUCUCCUUUCAUCGGUAGUUAAGGAGCUAUUGACGUUUGAAAACAA
Diachasmimorpha longicaudata is the source of this 2089-nucleotide messenger RNA. It is a transcript of the gene APP-BP1, whose product is annotated as beta-Amyloid precursor protein binding protein 1. Lineage: Eukaryota; Metazoa; Arthropoda; Insecta; Hymenoptera; Braconidae. Gene Ontology annotation, cellular component: cytoplasm. Gene Ontology annotation, biological process: protein neddylation. Bases 181 to 1797 code for a protein of 538 amino acids. The transcript is spliced from 5 exons. The record is from RefSeq and is a predicted model, not a curated record. Gene Ontology annotation, molecular function: NEDD8 activating enzyme activity.